Leptonychotes weddellii (Weddell seal) is the source of this 1108-nucleotide messenger RNA. The record is from RefSeq and is a predicted model, not a curated record. NCBI's taxonomy places the organism in Eukaryota, Metazoa, Chordata, Mammalia, Carnivora, Phocidae.
UUCACUAUUUAGGCUGGUGCUAUCACAUAAAGAAGAUUACAAAAGGCCUUGGAGGUGUUUUACACCUGAGGCAGCCACAGAACUAAGGGUCAUGGUAAUAACUUUAUUCAUCUUGGUGGGAUUUACAGGAGAGUUCCAAGUUUUUUCAAGAGCCUCCACUCCAGUCACUUGCCAGUGGGAUUCCUAUGGAUCGUGGUCAGAAUGCAAUGGUUGUACGAAGACUCAGACUCGCAGGCGGUCAGUUGCUGUUUAUGGGCAGUAUGGGGGCCAUCCUUGCGUUGGAAGUGCAUUUGAAACACAAUCGUGUGAACCUAUAGUAGGAUGUCCGACAGAAGAGGGAUGUGGAGAGCGGUUCAGGUGUUUCUCAGGCCAGUGCAUCAGCAAAUCUUUGGUUUGCAACGGGGAUUCUGACUGUGAAGAGGACAGCGCUGAUGAAGACAGAUGCGAGAACUCAGAAAGCAGAACUUCCUGCGACCUUGAUAAACCUCCUCCCAACAUAGAACUUACUGGAAAUGGUUACAAUGAACUCACUGGCCAGUUUAGGAAGAGAGUCAUCAACACUAAAAGUUUUGGUGGUCAAUGCAGAAAAGUGUUUAGUGGGGAUGGAAAAGAUUUCUAUAGACUGAGUGGAAAUAUCCUUUCCUAUACAUUCCAGGUGAAAAUAAAUAAUGAUUUUAAUUAUGAAUUUUACAACAGUAGCUGGUCUUAUGUAAAGCUUACCUCGGCAGAACAUACAUCAUCUACUAGGAAAAGCUCCUUUUUCAGAUCUUCAUCAUCUUCUUCAUCUACUCAUACUUCACAUACCAGUGAAAUCCACAAGAAAAAGAGUCAUCAUUUGUUGGUUGUCCAGAACACCGUGGAAGUGGCUCAGUUUGUCAAUAACAAUCCGGAAUUUUUACAACUUGCGGAGCCAUUCUGGAAGGAACUCUCCUUCCUUCCCUCUCUGUAUGACUACAGUGCCUACCGAAGAUUAAUCGACCAGUAUGGGACACAUUAUCUGCAGUCUGGGUCCCUAGGAGGAGAGUACAAAGUUCUAUUUUAUGUGGACUCAGAAAAAAUCAAAAACAGUGGUAAAGUAUUAAAAAAUUAUUAAAUACAAGCAUUGUAG